AUGUGGAUGUCCAUCGGAGGCGUCCUGAGAAACACGAUAGCUGACGUGCCCGGUCGGCCACCGUCAGUGGAGGCCUGUCUCGUUCCUGGUGAUACAACGCCAGCGCCCAAUAUGUCAACGCUGAUGACAUCUACCUCAGCUCCCCAACUGCGGGACCGAGGAUUCAGUUUCUACGAUAUGUCCUUCCUUUGGUUGACAUCUGUGGCCAUGCUGAUUGGAUUUGUGGUGGCCAGCCUUGUCAGUCUCGUGUCAGGUACGCUUAAAUGA
Dibothriocephalus latus is the source of this 267-nucleotide messenger RNA. NCBI's taxonomy places the organism in Eukaryota, Metazoa, Platyhelminthes, Cestoda, Diphyllobothriidea, Diphyllobothriidae. The record is from the annotation of a GenBank genome assembly.